This is a messenger RNA of Knipowitschia caucasica, 714 nucleotides long. The record is from the annotation of a GenBank genome assembly. Lineage: Eukaryota; Metazoa; Chordata; Actinopteri; Gobiiformes; Gobiidae.
AUGGAAAGUGUGAGUGUGUGGUGUGCACUGCUGCUCUGCUCUCUGUCAGGAGCUGAACUUGUGCCAGAGCAGCCUCAGCCCUGUCCAACAGACCUCCACGCUGUGCUGCGAGAGAUGAUCAGGAUCCAAGUUCAAGAUUCCAAACUGACAGAGCUCCAGAAGCAGACCAGUGAGCAGCUAAAGGAGCUCCAGAAGCAGACCAGUGAACAACUCAGAAGCCAGGCCACUGAGCUGAACAGUGUGAAGGCUCGCACCAACGAGACUGAAAACCAAGUGGCGUCACUUAAAAGAGAGAGAGAAGUUGGACAAGUGGCUUUCUCCGCCUCUUUAUCGGCCGCAGGCUCAGUAACCCUCGGACCAUUUAACACUCACACUAAUCUGGUGUUCAAAUAUGUGGUCUCAAACAUCGGGAAUGCCUACAACCCAAACACAGGAUUCUUCAUUGCACCGGUGCGAGGGGCCUAUCACUUUGAGUUCUACAUCGGGGCUCAUGGUUCUUCACAUGCUUCUGCAGCAGGACUAACAAAGAAUGGACAACAUAUUUUUAUUGCUUAUGAACAUCAGACAAAUGGUUACGGCAGCUCAUCUAACGGAGCCACACUGCUGCUGGAGCCUGGAGAUGUUGUGUUUCUGCGUCUUUGGUCCAAUACAAGAAUCUUUGAUAAUGACUAUCACCACAGCACUUUCAGUGGUCACCUGCUGUUCUCCAUGUGA